Molecule: messenger RNA, 735 nt
Organism: Penaeus vannamei (Pacific white shrimp)
Lineage: Eukaryota; Metazoa; Arthropoda; Malacostraca; Decapoda; Penaeidae
Source: RefSeq, a predicted model, not a curated record
AUGGUGAACCCAGUUAUAAACUAUAAAUUUGUGUACAGUGAACCAGUUAUAAACUAUAAAUUUGUCUACAUGAACCCAGUUAUAAACUAUAAAUUUGUCUACAGUGAACCCAGUUAUAAACAUUUGUCUACAGUCAGUUAUAAACUAAAUUUGUCUACAGUGAACCCGUCUACAGUGAACCAUGAACCCAGAACCUACAGUGAACCAGUUAUAAACAAAUUUGUCUACAGUGAACCCAGUUAUAAACAAAAAUUUGUCUACAGUGAACCCAGUUAUAAACUAAAAUUUGUCUACAGUGAACCCAGUUAUAAACCAGUGAACCCUAUAAACUAUAAAUUGUCUACAGUGAACCCAGUUAUAAACUAUAAAUUUGUCUACAUUAUAAACUAUAAAUUUGUCUACAGUGAACCCAGUGAACCCAGUAUAAAUUUGUCUACAGUGAACCCAGUAAACUAUAAAUUUGUCUACAGUGAACCCAGUAAAUUUGUCUACAGUGAACCCAGUUAUAACUAUAAAUUUGUCUACAGUGAACCCAGUUAUAAACUAAAAUUUGUCUACAGUGAACCCAUGAACCCAGUUAAAUACAGUGAACCCAGUUAUAAACUAAAUUUGUCUACAGUGAACCCAGAAUACAGUGAACCUACAGUGAACCCAGUUAUAAACGAUAAAUUUGUCUACAGUGAACCCAGUUUAAACUAUAAAUUUGUCUACAGUGAACCCAGUUAUAAACUAUAA